Molecule: messenger RNA, 1644 nt
Organism: Notolabrus celidotus (New Zealand spotty)
Lineage: Eukaryota; Metazoa; Chordata; Actinopteri; Labriformes; Labridae
Gene: nr0b1
Product: nuclear receptor subfamily 0, group B, member 1
Exons: 2
Coding region: 413-1312 (299 amino acids)
Biological process (GO): negative regulation of transcription by RNA polymerase II
Cellular component (GO): cytoplasm; nucleus
Molecular function (GO): transcription factor binding; transcription corepressor activity
Source: RefSeq, a predicted model, not a curated record
GGGCCACCUCAGUCAAAUAAUCUAGACACGCCGCUGAAUAUGAGUAUGAGAGAUGAUUAUCAAAUGUCUGGUGUUGUGUCUAGAAAAAAAAAGUAUUUUUUAUGGGCUGUUGGUGUGUGUUGAGUAUAUCAGAGUACAAGUGUGUGUGUGUGUAUGUGUGUGUGUUCAGAGAGAGAGAGAUGAAGUAGAAGAGGAGGUGGGGAAAGAGGAGGCGCUUGAACCUGGGGAGGCGGAAUGAGCAGAAAGUCUGGACAAGCUUUCAAAGCGCGAGGACAGACAGGAGCUGAUAUAAACGUGCUGCCCUUCACUCGGGGCUAUCAGGGGCUAAAGGAAACAGCGCUACCUCUUCCGCAGCUUCAGAGAGACAGCGGCGCGCGCAGAGCUCCGGCUCAUGUAGACGCGGCACGCGGCCAUGGCCACGCUGGAGGGCUGCCGCUGCCGAGGCGCGAGCGGCAAAAACAACAACAGCAUCCUCUACAGCAUUUUGAAAAGUGACAGCCUCGCCAACGCGGAGGAGCAUCAGCAACAACCUCAACAGCAACAAGAACAACUACAAAAACUGUUCCACAAGACUUCAUCCUCCUCCACCUCCUCCAUCAACGCCGCCCCAGCCUCCUUACAGGAACUCCGGCAGCAGGCGUGCUCCUGCGGCUCCACGCGGCGCCGGGGCGUCCUUCGCUCCCCGCAGGUGACGUGCAAAGCCGCCUCGGCUGUUCUGGUGAAGACGCUGCGCUUCGUGAAGAACGUGCCCUGUUUCCGCGAGCUGCCGGAGGACGACCAGCUGAUGUUGAUACGCAGCGGGUGGGCUCCCCUGCUCGUGCUGGGACUCGCUCAAGACCGCGUGGACUUUGAGACGACGGAGACAGUGGAGCCCAGCAUGCUGCAGCGCAUCCUCACUGGUUUACCGGACAGGCAGAGCGAGGUGCCAGCGGCCGGGCAGAGCAGGGGGGCGGUGGGGGUCUCUGUGGUGGAUAUCGAGGCUAUCAAAGCGUUUCUGAAGAAGUGCUGGAGUGUCGAUGUUAGUACGAAGGAGUAUGCUUACCUGAAGGGGGCUGUGCUGUUUAACCCAGAUGUUGAGGGCUUGCGCUGCCUCCACUACAUCCAGUCCCUGCGUCGUGAGGCACACCAGGCUCUGAACGAGCACGUGAGGCUGACCCACCGCGAGGACACGACACGCUUCGCCAAGCUGCUCAUAGCUCUGUCCAUGUUGAGGGCCAUCAGCCCGCUGGUGGUCGCUCAGCUCUUCUUCAGACCCGUAAUAGGGACUGUUAACAUCGAGGAGGUGCUCAUGGAGAUGUUCUACGGGAAGUAGGUCACUGUCCAUGUGUGUUGAUGGAGGUGGAUUCAGCAGAUCGGGAUCAGGAUUGGACUGAAAUGCUCCUAACUGUUUCUUUUGGGUAGGAUAUGGGCGCAGAUGUGGAUAAUAAGGACUGAAUUUACUACUGUUUAACAGGAGAUGAUCAAGGACUGUAAAUUGACCAGCACAGGCAGGAGUGUGUGUGUGUGCAUGAGAGAAAGCAAGAGAGUGUGUUGAAGUCAAGAGAGGCUUUAUUGAGGAAAAUUACGAAGCAGCUGCUGGAAUUCCUAACUUAUUUGUUUUUUAUAAAAUAUUUUUCUAUAAUAAAAAGGAUACUCUCCAAAUUU